AUUCAUUUAAAUAGAAAUCGUUCACAAAUUCAAUCUCAAAAUUUAAUAGUUAUAUAAUUGGAGCACAACUUUGUAAAUUGGUAUGCAGGCCAUUAAGUGUGUUGUGGUUGGGGACGGAGCUGUGGGUAAGACAUGUCUUCUGAUCAGUUACACCACGAAUGCCUUUCCCGGGGAAUAUAUACCGACAGUGUUUGAUAACUAUUCGGCUAAUGUUAUGGUCGAUGGGAAGCCUAUCAAUCUGGGACUUUGGGAUACGGCUGGUCAGGAGGAUUAUGACAGAUUGAGACCCCUUUCUUAUCCACAGACGGAUGUCUUCCUAAUCUGCUUCUCACUCGUAAAUCCGGCCUCUUUUGAAAAUGUGAGGUCAAAGUGGUAUCCGGAGGUGAGUCACCACUGCUCGCAGACACCAAUCAUUUUGGUCGGAACUAAACUGGAUCUGAGAGACGAUCAGAAGACGAUCGACAAACUGAAGGACAGGAAACUGAGUCCCAUUACGUACGCCCAGGGAUUGUCGAUGGCUAAGGAGAUCGGCGCCACCAAAAUGGUCCUCACGAGCCGAGAGUGGGUUUUCCCGGAGUUUUUACAGAAGCUACUCCGGUAG
This is a messenger RNA of Oppiella nova, 601 nucleotides long. NCBI's taxonomy places the organism in Eukaryota, Metazoa, Arthropoda, Arachnida, Sarcoptiformes, Oppiidae. The record is from the annotation of a GenBank genome assembly.